AUGAAUAAUGAAUUCGAUUAUAUAGAAGCUUAUCACGCAGAACUUGAAUAUUAUUAAAUCAUUUGUUUAUAUCCAUUAAUUAAAGAAUACUACAAAGUUCAUUAUGAUUUAACAUGUGCUAUAGCAAAUAUCAUCAAUUAAAAUAGUGAUAUGUGUAUAUUUAAAAUUUACAAAGAAACAAACAAAAAAAUAUAGUAAUAAUAAUAACAAAACUAAUAAAAAUAACAAUAAUAAUAAGAAAUAAAUGAUAAAGAUGAUGAUACAAAAUGGUUUCUCUAUCCAAAAGGGGAAACUAAAUAAGAAUAACCUAUAAACAAAUUCAAUGUAUUAUAAAGUAAUAUGUAUAAUUUCAAAGAACAACUUUUUAUACAAUUUUCGAUCUGUGAUAUUAAUUUAAAAAAUUAAUAUCUAUAUUAAUGUCGAAAGAUAAUUGAUUUUAUUGAAACAAUAUAAAAGGAUGUAAUGAUGAAUAAUCUUGACACUUAAUAUUUAGAAGAAGACAUUCAAAGGUUUUGUGAAAAUGAUUUAUAAUAAUGA
Messenger RNA from Paramecium primaurelia, 537 nucleotides. The record is from the annotation of a GenBank genome assembly. NCBI's taxonomy places the organism in Eukaryota, Ciliophora, Oligohymenophorea, Peniculida, Parameciidae.